This is a messenger RNA of Daucus carota subsp. sativus, 1251 nucleotides long. Its product is annotated as protein FAR1-RELATED SEQUENCE 5-like. The record is from RefSeq and is a predicted model, not a curated record. Lineage: Eukaryota; Viridiplantae; Streptophyta; Magnoliopsida; Apiales; Apiaceae. Gene Ontology annotation, biological process: regulation of DNA-templated transcription. Bases 1 to 1251 code for a protein of 416 amino acids. The transcript has a single exon. Gene Ontology annotation, molecular function: zinc ion binding.
AUGCCUUUCAUACCUAUCACGGGGGUUAACCAUCACUACCAAAAUAUCUUAUUUGGAUUUGCACUCAUUAGGGAUGAGAAAGAAACAUCUUAUGAAUGGGUUUUGAAAACUUGGUUGGAAACCGUUGACAACAAACCUCUGAUUACAAUCAUUACCGACCAAGACAUUGCAUUGGGAAAUGCUAUUGCCAAGAUUUUACCAACCACCAAGCAUGCAUAUUGUUCUUGUCAUAUAAGUCAAAAGUUCACCGAAAAAUUGUCUUCUUUGUAUACUCAUUAUCCGGAGUUCAAAACGGAAUUCAACGCAUGUGUGUAUAAGUCGUUAUCACCGGAGGAAUUUCAAGAAAGAUGGGAUGAUUUGGUUGAGAAGUACCACCUCAUAACUCAUGAUUGGCUAAAUGAUAUGUACAAUAUUAGAGAGAAAUGGAUUCGGGCUUAUACAAAAGAAUCUUUUGCCGCCGGUAUGACUACUACGGGAAGGAGCGAGUCAAUGAAUUCCUUUUUUGACCAAUAUGUGCAACCAUCAACCGGUUUGAAGGAAUUUAUUGAGAACUCACAAAAGGCUUUGGAGUAUCAAUAUCUUCACGAGGUUGAAACUGACUACAACACCCAAUACAAGAAAAGGAGACUUAUAUUAAACUCACCAUUGGAGGCUCAUGCAUCGCAAAUAUACACCAAAGAGAUGUUUAGGCGUUUUCAAAUUGAGUUUGUCAAAAGUGCAUCUUAUGUCAUGAAAAAAAUUCCACAUGUCUCCAAUUAUUUGUGGAAGGUGUACUCGGUUGAAAAAUUCAACGUGCCUGAACGUUGUAUAAGAAGAGUUUGUUUGACGGUUUCUGGCGAUGGAACUUAUAGAUGUGAAUGCAAAAAAUAUGAACAUUCCGGCAUGAUUUGUAAACACAUCAUUUGUUACCUCAAUAAGAAGCAAGCGACUAAGAUACCAUCAAACUAUAUCACAUUUAGGUGGACGAUGAACGGGAAUGAAGUUGCGGGACCUCUACUCUAUACCCCUCCCGUGAUUGGCGAUUUGGUUAAAUCACAAGAGGCAAGGUAUAAUGCAUUAUGCAAAUCCUUUCAAGGUUUAAGUGCUAGUGCUAGUUGUUCGGUCCCGAGAUUUAGCUAUGUGAUGGUCAUGAUUGAGAAAGAGACAAAUUACGUGAACGAAUAUUUUCCGGAAAAGAUGCGCAACAAGAGUGUAAAUGACUCGUCCUAUCAUGAAAAUGUAGGCGAUCCGGUUUUUGAACCGUUUUUUUGA